ACAGAUCAUGACCCAGGCACGAAGGCGAACAGUGUCACCACUCACUCAUUUACAAGCUCAAAAGCGAUGCAGACCGCCUACAAUGCAAAACACUUGAAGCCAUUGGAAGGAAUGAAAGCAGGCGCACGCCACGGGAAGGACUGGACAGGCCAGAGGCGUUGUGCAAAACGCUGCGGCACCAGAGGAUUCAUCUCUAUGCGGAUUUCAUGUCACAGAUUUAUUUGCUUUGAUAGUGUUUGUGGUCCAUGGCCAUCAUCUCUCAUUCUCUAUUAAAAUAUUUCGAGAUAGAAUUAAAAACCCUCACGGCUAUGGUGUCACUAGGAAAUAUUUCCACCCCAGCCACGAUCUUUCCCACUCGCUACGCUGCUGCUGCCGGAUCGAGAAAACACCAAUGCCGAGCUUCCAUCGCCGCGAGGGAUGAACUGCUAGGGCUCAUCUCCGACGAUGAGAGAGGGCUGAGAAGCCAGAAGGACAAGAGGAGAAAAGAGAGGAUUCUUCGCGCAUUCGAGGCGCUCGCUGCCGAGUCGGCGAGCUCGGAUGGAAUCACCACCGAUUCGCGCCUCUCAGGGACGUGGAGGAUGCUGUGGACGACCGAGAAGGAGCAGCUCUUCAUCGUGGACAAGGCGCCUCUAUUUGGCACUCGCGCUGGCGACAUUCUCCAGGUGAUCGAUGUGGGCGAGAAUCGAUUAAACAAUGUCAUCACAUUUCCACCCUCUGGAGCGUUCGUGGUGGCCUCCACGAUGGAGGUUGUCUCGGACAAGAGAGUGGAAUUCCAGUUGAGAUAUACUCCAGUGGUGAUUCCUUUGAUAUGUUCUUCUGGCCAUAGGUUUACUGGCGCGCUUCUUCGAAGUGAUACCUGGAGUUUACCAGUCCCUCCCUUGGGUAAAGGCUGGUUCGAAUCCGUAUAUCUGGACGAGCAUAUUCGGCUGGCCAAGGAUAUUCGAGGAGACUUUCUCGUGGUUGAGAGGGCGCCAUAUGAUUGGAUAGACGAAGCGGACUUUUGGAGCUUGACAUAAAAUCACAGAUAUACUCGUCGCAAAAGUCCUGCUUAUGGGUGGCCUAAAAGUUUGGUGUGAUUUGUCGAGUAUUUAAAGGCAUGAAUGUCCCUCAGAUUGAUAACUCACACUAUCUAAGUAGAUUAAAUCGAAGAAAUGGCAAAAUCAAACAUUGUGUU
Molecule: messenger RNA, 1174 nt
Organism: Selaginella moellendorffii
Lineage: Eukaryota; Viridiplantae; Streptophyta; Lycopodiopsida; Selaginellales; Selaginellaceae
Product: probable plastid-lipid-associated protein 11, chloroplastic
Exons: 3
Coding region: 246-1016 (256 amino acids)
Source: RefSeq, a predicted model, not a curated record